CUAACCAGCCACACAAGGGGAAAACAAUUUCUUUCUUCUCCUCUUGUUUCUUUUUUCUUGGAAAAAAGAUUGAAUCUUUGAGCUCAAAGUUGGUAUCUUUACUGUGAUCCCAAAUGGUGGAAGCGCAGACAUGGACAAGGAGGAUGAGCAAUCCAAGACUGGACUCAACCGUGACUACUGCCGACGACCAGGUUCUGGACAUUCCGGCAACCCCAACUGCUGAACUUAAGAACAGCACGUACGCCGUUGGAUCCCGUCUCUCUCCUAACCUUUUAACGGUACUGAUCAUCGCCUCAUGGUUCAUGUCCAACAUCGGCGUGCUUUUGCUCAACAAGUAUCUCCUCAGCUUUUAUGGCUACCGUUAUCCAAUCUUCCUCACCAUGCUUCACAUGCUUUCAUGCGCUUCAUACAGCUACGUGUCCAUAAACUUCAUUCAAAUAGUCCCAAGGCAAAACAUUCUGUCGAGGAAGCAGUUCCUCAAGAUCUUGGCUUUGUGUCUCAUCUUCUGUUUCUCCGUGGUCUGUGGGAACACUUCCUUAAGGUACAUCCCCGUUUCGUUUAACCAAGCUAUUGGCGCCACCACUCCUUUCUUCACCGCCAUCUUCGCUUUCUUAAUCACUUGCAAGAAGGAAUCCGCUGAGGUUUAUUUUGCACUCUUGCCUGUGGUUUUUGGGAUUGUUUUGGCCACCAACAGUGAGCCUUUGUUUAACUUGUUUGGGUUUUUGGUUUGCAUUGGUUCCACUUCUGGUCGUGCUUUGAAAUCUGUGGUCCAAGGGAUUUUGUUAACUAAUGAAACCGAGAAGCUACACUCCAUGAACUUGUUGUUGUAUAUGGCACCUAUGGCUGCAUUGAUUUUGUUGCCAUUUUCUCUUUAUAUUGAAGGGAAUGUUGCAAGGGUCACGGCUGAGAAAGCCAGGAGUGAUUCGUUUAUCAUUUUCUUAUUGAUUGGGAAUGCUACGGUGGCCUAUUUGGUGAAUUUGACUAAUUUCUUGGUUACCAAGCAUACAAGUGCCCUUACUUUGCAGGUCUUAGGCAAUGCCAAAGCUGCAUUGGCCGCGUUCGUGUCGAUUUUGGUCUUCAGGAAUCCGGUGACCGUCAUGGGGAUAAUCGGGUUCGCCGUUACGGUUAUGGGAGUUGUGCUUUACAGUGAAGCAAAGAAGAGAUCUAAGGUUACAGCACAUUGACAGCAUAAGUUGGAAAACAAAGAAUGUGAUUCUUUUUGGUUGCCACAAACACUGGUGCCGCCUCUUUUCUUUUCUUUUCCUUCUUAUUUUCCUUUAUCAUUUACUAUAAAUUUCUUGUUUUCUUCAUUAGAUUUAAUCGAGGGAAAGAAGCACAGAAAAAUUGGAUAAAAUUGUUAUUGAAUUGGAUUGUAUAGGAAGAAUCUGGGGUGAUCCAAGAGAACUUUCCCCUGUUUGUAAUCUUAUCAUAUGGAUUUGCUUCAUCAAA
Hibiscus syriacus is the source of this 1449-nucleotide messenger RNA. RefSeq names its product probable sugar phosphate/phosphate translocator At1g12500. Gene Ontology annotation, cellular component: Golgi apparatus. NCBI's taxonomy places the organism in Eukaryota, Viridiplantae, Streptophyta, Magnoliopsida, Malvales, Malvaceae. The record is from RefSeq and is a predicted model, not a curated record. Gene Ontology annotation, molecular function: antiporter activity. Bases 114 to 1184 code for a protein of 356 amino acids. The transcript has a single exon.